This is a messenger RNA of Suncus etruscus (white-toothed pygmy shrew), 4165 nucleotides long. RefSeq names its product SOS Ras/Rac guanine nucleotide exchange factor 1 (gene SOS1). Bases 29 to 4021 code for a protein of 1330 amino acids. Gene Ontology annotation, molecular function: guanyl-nucleotide exchange factor activity; protein heterodimerization activity. The record is from RefSeq and is a predicted model, not a curated record. The transcript has 23 exons. Lineage: Eukaryota; Metazoa; Chordata; Mammalia; Eulipotyphla; Soricidae. Gene Ontology annotation, cellular component: plasma membrane. Gene Ontology annotation, biological process: positive regulation of GTPase activity; Ras protein signal transduction.
CCCCGGCGAGGCCGAGUCCCAGUCCGCCAUGCAGGCGCCGCCGCCGCCCUACGAGUUCUUCAGCGACGACAACGCGCCCAAGUGGCGGGGGCUGCUGGUGCCCGCGCUCAAGAAGGUCCAGGGGCAAGUCCACCCGACCCUCGAGUCUAGUGACGAUGCUCUUCAGUAUGUCGAGGAACUCAUCUUGCAGCUCCUGAACAUGCUGUGUCAGACGCAGCCCCGGAGCGCUUCUGACGUGGAGGAACGUGUUCAGAAAAGUUUCCCUCAUCCAAUUGAUAAGUGGGCAAUAGCAGAUGCCCAGUCAGCCAUCGACAAGAGGAAGCGAAGAAACUCUUUGUCUCUCCCAGUAGAAAAAAUUCAUUCUUUGUUAAUAAAGGAGGUCCUAGGUUAUAAAAUUGACAACCAGUUUUCUAAUUAUAUAGUAGCAGUAUUAGAAUACAUUUCUGCAGACAUUUUAAAGCUGGUGGGGAAUUAUGUGCGGAAUAUACGGCAUUAUGAAAUCACAAAGCAAGAUAUUAAAGUGGCAAUGUGUGCAGACAAGGUGCUGAUGGACAUGUUUCACCAAGAUGUAGAAGAUAUAAAUAUAUUAUCUUUGACUGAUGAAGAGCCUUCCACCUCAGGAGAGCAGACUUACUAUGAUCUAGUGAAAGCAUUCAUGGCAGAAAUUCGACAGUAUAUAAGGGAACUAAAUUUAAUCAUAAAAGUCUUUAGAGAGCCAUUUGUCUCCAACUCAAAGUUGUUUUCAGCCAAUGAUGUAGAAAACAUCUUCAGUCGUAUAGUAGAUAUACACGAACUCAGUGUUAAGUUGCUUGGCCUCAUUGAAGAUACUGUGGAGAUGACAGAUGAAGGGAGUCCCCACCCAUUAGUUGGGAGCUGCUUCGAAGACUUGGCAGAGGAACUGGCAUUUGAUCCUUAUGAAUCAUAUGCUCGAGAUAUUUUACGACCCGGUUUCCACGAUCAUUUCCUUAGCCAGUUGUCGAAGCCUGGGGCAGCACUCUAUCUGCAGUCAAUAGGUGAAGGUUUCAAAGAAGCUGUUCAGUAUGUUCUGCCCAGGCUCCUUCUCGCCCCAGUUUAUCACUGUCUACACUACUUUGAACUUUUGAAGCAGCUCGAAGAAAAAAGUGAGGAUGAGGAAGACAAGGAAUGCUUGAAACAAGCAAUAACAGCGCUGCUGAAUGUUCAGAGCGGAAUGGAGAAGAUCUGCUCCAAAAGUCUUGCAAAACGAAGACUGAGUGAAUCUGCAUGUCGGUUUUAUAGCCAGCAAAUGAAGGGGAAGCAGCUUGCCAUCAGGAAGAUGAACGAGAUCCAGAAGAACAUCGACGGCUGGGAGGGCAAGGACAUUGGGCAGUGCUGCAACGAGUUCAUCAUGGAAGGCACCCUCAGCCGCGUUGGAGCCAAGCACGAGAGACACAUCUUCCUCUUCGACGGCCUCAUGAUCUGCUGCAAGUCCAACCACGGGCAGCCCAGGCUCCCCGGAGCCAGCAGCGCCGAGUACCGGCUGAAGGAGAAGUUUUUCAUGAGGAAGAUCCAGAUCAACGACAAGGACGACACUGUGGAGUACAAGCACGCCUUUGAGAUCAUCCUCAAAGACGGGAACAGCGUGAUCUUCUCGGCCAAGUCCGCCGAGGAGAAGAACAACUGGAUGGCGGCGCUGAUCUCCCUGCAGUACCGGAGCACACUGGAGCGCAUGCUGGACGUUACCAUGCUGCAGGAGGAGAAGGAGGAGCACCUGAGGCUCCCCAGUGCCGACGUGUACAGAUUCGCGGAGCCGGACUCAGAGGAGAACAUCCUCUUUGAGGACAAUGUGCAGCUUAAAGCUGGGAUCCCCAUCAUCAAGGCAGGGACUGUCAUCAAGCUCAUUGAGAGACUCACGUACCACAUGUACGCAGAUCCCAAUUUUGUUCGGACAUUUCUUACAACAUACAGAUCAUUUUGUAAACCUCAAGAACUACUGAGUCUUAUCAUAGAAAGGUUUGAGAUUCCUGAGCCGGAGCCAACAGAAGCCGAUCGCAUAGCAAUAGAAAACGGAGACCAGCCCUUGAGUGCAGAGCUGAAGAGGUUCCGGAAGGAGUACGUCCAGCCCGUGCAGCUGCGAGUCCUGAACGUGUGUCGGCACUGGGUGGAGCAUCACUUCUAUGAUUUUGAGAGAGAUGCAGAUCUUUUGCAGCGAAUGGAAGAAUUUAUCGGAACUGUUCGAGGUAAAGCAAUGAAAAAAUGGGUUGAAUCCAUCACUAAAAUAAUCCAAAGGAAAAAAAUUGCAAGAGACAAUGGACCAGGUCAUAAUAUUACCUUUCAGAGCUCACCUCCCCCCGUGGAAUGGCACCUCAGCAAGCCUGGGCAAGUCGAGAACUUUGACCUGCUCACCCUACACCCGAUAGAAAUCGCUCGUCAGCUCACUCUCCUGGAGUCAGACCUCUAUCGAGCUGUACAGCCAUCAGAAUUGGUUGGAAGUGUGUGGACCAAAGAAGACAAAGAAAUCCACUCUCCUAAUCUUCUGAAAAUGAUCCGCCAUACGACCAACCUCACGCUGUGGUUUGAGAAGUGCAUUGUCGAAACAGAAAACUUAGAAGAAAGGGUGGCGGUCGUGAGCAGGAUAAUCGAGAUUCUGCAAGUCUUUCAAGAGCUGAACAACUUCAAUGGGGUGCUGGAGGUCGUCAGUGCCAUGAACUCCUCGCCUGUUUACAGACUAGACCACACAUUCGAGCAAAUACCAAGUCGCCAAAAGAAAAUUUUAGAAGAAGCUCAUGAAUUAAGUGAAGACCACUAUAAGAAAUAUUUGGCAAAACUCAGGUCUAUUAAUCCACCGUGUGUGCCUUUCUUUGGAAUUUAUCUAACUAAUAUCUUGAAAACAGAAGAAGGCAACCCUGAGGUCCUCAAAAGGCAUGGAAAAGAGCUUAUAAAUUUUAGCAAAAGGAGAAAAGUAGCAGAAAUAACAGGAGAGAUCCAACAGUACCAAAAUCAGCCUUACUGUUUACGAGUAGAAUCAGAUAUGAAAAGGUUCUUUGAAAACUUGAAUCCAAUGGGAUACAGCAUGGAAAAAGAAUUUACAGAUUAUCUUUUCAACAAGUCCCUAGAAAUAGAACCACGAAACUUUAAGCCUCCUCCAAGAUUUCCAAAAAAAUAUACCUAUACCCUAAAAUCUCCUGGUGUUCGUCCAUCAAACCCAAGACCAGGUACCAUGAGACACCCCACACCUCUCCAGCAGGAGCCUCGGAAGAUCAGCUACAGCCGGAUCCCUGAGAAUGAUGCUGAGGGCACUGCAUCAGCACCCAACUCCCCCCGCACCCCGCUGACCCCACCGCCAGCUUCAGGCGCUUCCAGCACCACUGACGUCUGCAGCGUGUUUGAUUCCGACCACUCAAGCCCCUUUCACUCAAGCAGUGAUGCCGUCUUUAUCCAAGUGGCUCAGCCCCAUGGCCCAAGGUCUGCGUCAGUGUCAUCUAUCAGUUUCACCAGGGCCACCGAGGAAGGGCCUGUCCCCCCGCCUGUUCCUCCGAGGAGACGGCCAGAGUCGGCGCCGGGGGAAUCGUCGCCAUCUAAGAUCCUGUCCAAGCACGCAGACAACCCUCCGGCCAUCCCUCCACGGCAGCCCACGUCCAAAGCCUACUCCCCGCGGUACUCCCUGUCCGAGCUCCCGGACAGCCCCAGCCCGCCCCUCGUGCCCCCACGGGAGCCCGUGCGGACCCCCGAUGUCUUCUCCAGCUCGCCCCUACACCUCCAGCCGCCCCCGCUGGGCAAGAAGGGCGACCACGGCAACGCCUUCUUCCCCAACAGCCCGUCCCCGUUCACCCCGCUGCCCCCCCAGACGCCCUCUCCUCUCGGCCCCCGGAGACAGCUGCCCUCGCCCCCGGCGCCUCAGGAAGCCGACCCACCCCCCACGGCCGGGCCUCCCGUGCCGCCGCGCCAGAGCACUUCGCAGCUCAUUCCCAAACUCCCUCCGAAGACCUACAAGCGAGAGCACCCACACCCGCCGGUGCACCGGGACGGGCCGCCGCUGCUGGAGAACGCGCCUUCCUCCUGAGCCCGGCCCGGGCCAUUGCUGGCAAUGAUGCCCGGAGCGCCAGCACCGAGGUACCGAGCACCCCAACACUAACUCCAUCCAGGAAGGAGACCGAGCCCAAGCCGAGCCCUCCAGCGUCUGUGACGAGGAGUCGGAAUAACGUGU